CUCACGACAACCCAUCGAUCCAAUUAUGCAUGCAGCCAAUGGAAAAUCCCGACAGCUGCCCAAAAGCUGAAGUGAGUUUGGUUAUUUUGAUGCGACCUUGGUCGAUCUUCUUGUAGCUUUCCCACAAAAGACCUUGGACUAUUGAUGCAGAGACGUGACAACAUCACCGCCGCGGCGCCUCCACCCCCGGGAGUUACGCCAAACUUUGCACAGCCAGAAGAUGUGCUCUACACCAUCAAUCUUGUGACCCAGGUCGCGGGCAUAGCGCUCGUCACGCCCUUUGUCAUCAUGCGGGUCUUGGUCAAGCGUUACAUAUCGCCACCAUUCUUGAUUGAAGACCAUAUUUGUGUCUUGGCUUGGGUGCUUUCGACCUGCUACAGUGUCACAGCAAUUAUGAUGUAUAAAUUCGGAGGUGGUUACCAUGUGUGGGAGCUUGAUGUCUGGACCUACGCGAACUUUCUGAAGGAGCACCAACUUACCCAAAUCAUGCAUCGACGUCAAAAGGCCCUCUACGCCGACACUCUUGUCUAUGGUCUCAACGCCUAUUUUACCAAGGUCGCCCUCCUCCUCGUCAUAGCGCGCGUUUUCAGCUCCUUUCGCAAGACGCGCAUCGUAACCUUUGUCAUGAUCGGAGGCAUGGCAUUCUACUACCUCCCGAUGCUGUUCCUCAAGAUGAACGUAUGCAACCCAAUUAGCGGCUACUGGACCCCACUCGCAACCUUGGCACCCGGCGCCACGCCCGCGCGUUGCCUCAACCAGCGGUCCAUGUUCGUCGCCGACACCAUCAUCAGCGCAAUCACCGACACGGCCGUGCUGGUGAUCCCCAUCCCGGCGUCGGUGAGCCUGCGGAUGCCGUGGCAGAGGAGGCUUAAGGUGUGGAGCAUGUUGGGCUUGGGGGGAGUGGCCACGGCUGCGAGUAUAGUGAGGCUGGUGGUGGUUUUUACUUCGAUACAAGAGUCGGAGGAUCAGACGGUGGAUUUUGUGAGGUUUAAUCUGCUUGGUACGGCAGAAGUCAGCAUCGGACUCAUCUGCGCGUGCCUACCGGCCAUCAACAUACUCUUUUCCAGGGCCAAGCAGCCAAGCCGCUCGCCUUCGGGGUCAGAUGGCACCUCCCGCUCCGCAUACCUUCAUCGGCUCAAAUUUCUCCGCGGAAGUCGACUCCAAACGGCCACGGACAUGACUUUGGGUACAGGAAUCACGCCGGCCAACCAGGAUGCCAUACAGACGGUUAAUAACAGGAGGAACGAGAUUCAACCGGAUAGGACGAGGCAGACACAGCGGCCGGCGGCGGCAGCCGGGAAUCAUACUGUGGUCCGCGACAGUCAAAAUCCCGAGACUAAUCAACAAGAAUCCGUGUGAUCUUUCUUGAAAAAAAGGUUGUCGCAGCCCCAAGAAAAUAAAAUCGUCGGAAAGCUUAAUUUUUUUCUUUCUUUUUUUCUUUUUGCAUAUUUUCAUUUGGUGAUUCCCCAUAUUAUAGAAGCUUUACAUCGCGCUGACAG
Molecule: messenger RNA, 1499 nt
Organism: Pyricularia grisea
Lineage: Eukaryota; Fungi; Ascomycota; Sordariomycetes; Magnaporthales; Pyriculariaceae
Exons: 6
Coding region: 145-1359 (404 amino acids)
Source: RefSeq, a predicted model, not a curated record